AUGACGGAUCACGAGGCGAAUGGCGCUGAGGCGUCCUCGAAACCGCACCUUCCUUCUGCCGGCACUAGUCUCGUAGACCCACCGGCUUCGACACAAGAAAGCAACGAUGCUGCCGGGCAUACGUCGACGGAACAAAUCGAUGGUGAUCACGCCUCGACAGCAGCAUCUCAAAUUGGUGGGCAGCCCGAUGCACCAGCAGGGGAAGACCAAGAGGUCUCUCUUCCAGCCUCGGAGGAGAUCCGACUGGAUGACGCAGCGCCGGAAGAGGCACCGCUAGCCACAGCGGGAGUCCCCGACAUCGCCAUCACCGACACCACCGAAACCAUCCCCUCGGGCCUCAACGGAGCAUUCGAACAAAACGAAGGAUCUUCCCACGCACAGCCUCACUCAGCACAGCAAGGCGCGACAGCAACGCCGGAAGCACCCGAACCACCCGCAAAGGAAUCUUUGCCGCAGCAAGUCACUCGCCAAAGCAUCGUCGACAGUGCCAACGAGCCACCAGCAGAUACCGCAGCGCAGGCAACACCGCCACCUCCCGAAGCAUCCAGCUCUCGCGCUAGCAUGGCAAGGACGCGCCGCUCUUCUUCGGUUUCGACCACCACCACCAAUGCCACCACCGUCCAUUCACGCUCCAGUCUCAAAAGCUUGAACAAAGGCAGCGCCGUCUUUGUCGUUUCUGCGCUCGAGACCAUCGCCACCUCGAAAGAAGCCAAGAAGAACAAGGAGCUCAAAGAAGCUGCCAAUGGGGCCUUGGACAUGGUCAAGGCAGCGGCCGCCUACACCGCGUCGCCAAACUCAGCAGAAGCGGAGCAGCCCGUUCUGGAUCCCCGCGUCGUAUUUGAACCGCUUCGGCUGGCGUGCAGAACGCGCAGCAACAACCUCACCAUCACCAGUCUCGACUGCAUCAGCAAGCUCGUCAGCUACGCCUUCUUCGCUGAGGACGACCCCACCGCUGUGGCCAGUGCCAUCAUCGCUGCUGGUCAGCCACCGCAGACACUCGCCGAUCUUGUCACAGAGACCAUCUGCGACUGCUAUCAGGAGAACUUGGACGACAAAGUCGCGCUGCAAAUCAUCAAGGCGCUACUCGCUUCCGUGCUGUCGACCACCGUGCACGUUCACCAGUCGAGCUUGCUCACAGCGGUGCGCACCGUGUACAACGUCUUCCUCAUGAGCAAAUCGCCCGCCAAUCAGGCCAUUGCUCAGGGCAGUCUCACGCAGAUGGUCCAUCACGUCUUUGCACGCGUGCCACGAAGCGGUACUCCCGCUUCUGGGGCCGUCUCAGCGUCUCACAGCACUUCUGACGUCUCUCAGCUGCGAUCCAACGGCAACUCGAGCGCUCACAAGGAGGAAGAUUCAAACGCUGACGCAGCUGAGACGAACGGACAAAAUGAGGCGGACAAUGCGGACGCACAGAGCGCAGCAGCAUCAGCCAAAGUUGAAAAGGUCACGCUUCAAAGCCUCGAGGACCGCAAGUCAUUCGAGGGCGCAUCAGAACGCGACAAUGCCGGCAGUCUUGCCAACAUGAGCACGGCCGAGCUUUUCGUCAAGGAUGCCUUCCUCGUCCUGCGCGCUCUGUGCAAGCUUACGAUGAAGCCCCUCGGUGCCGAGAGCGAGCGCGACCUCAAGUCGCACGCAAUGCGAUCGAAGCUGCUCUCGCUGCACCUCAUCCUCACCAUCCUUCAAUCACACAUGGCCAUCUUCACUGACCCAAGCGUCAUCAUCCACAGCACCACCACCGGCGAGCAGACCCAAUUCGUUCAAGCCGUCAAGCAGUACCUCUGCCUCAGUCUCAGUCGAAAUGCCGUUUCGAGCAUCAACCAGGUCUUUGAGAUCAGCUGCGAGAUCUUCUGGCACAUCCUCGAUGGCAUGCGCACCAAGCUCAAGAAGGAGAUCGAGGUGUUGCUCAACGAGAUAUUCUUGCCCAUCCUCGAAAUGCGCACGUCGACGGCAAAGCAAAAGUCGAUCCUGCUCGGUGUGCUGAUUCGCCUCUGCCAGAGCCCGCAAGCACUGGUCGAGAUCUACCUAAACUACGAUUGCGACAGGACGGCGCUGGACAACAUCUACGAGCGACUGAUGAACGUCAUCUCCAAGAUCGCACAGGCGCACGUAACAGCAAGUGCCGACGGAAAGACAGACAAGGACGCUGCUUCGUCUGCUGCGUUGCCGAGAGCUAGUACUUCGGGACCUGCGAUCCCACCAACGCUCAGCACCGCUGGCGACGAUCCGACGCAGUCGUCUUCCGGUGGCAGUCAGUCUGUGGAGGCCCGACUCAAGCGACAGGGUCUGGACUGCCUCUGCUCCGUGCUCCGCUCGCUGGUCGAAUGGUCCAGCCGCGCCUCUGCAUCCUCUGAUGCCGCUGGCCAACACCUCAACGGGCACCCCGGGGAUACGACUGGCUCGCCGCGUGCUAGCGAAGAGGUUCGUAUCGGCAACGAGACUGUCACCCUUGACAGCGAGAACCUCAUGGAUUCCGGCGGCCAAUCCAGUCCGGCUGCCGGAGCGCAAGGCCAGCCUUCGCAUCUGGGCACGAGCGGCAUCACAGAGAUCGCUCGCGACCAGACGCCCGAGCCACAAGAUGACCCAAGCCGCUUCGAGAACGCCAAACAGCGCAAGACGCUCCUGCUCGAAGGCAUCCGCAAGUUCAACUUCAAGCCCAAGCGCGGGAUUGAUGUCCUCGUCAAGGACGGCUUCAUUCGCUCGCGCGAGCCCGCCGACAUUGCGCGUUUCCUGCUUUAUGCCGACGGCCUCAGCAAGGCGCAGAUUGGCGAGUUCCUCGGUGAAGGUACACCGGAGAGCAAUGCCAUCAUGCACGCGUUCGUUGACCUGAUGAACUUCGAAGGUCUCGAAUUCACCGCCGCGCUUCGACGCUUCUUGCAAGCAUUCCGUCUGCCAGGAGAGUCGCAAAAGAUCGAUCGAUACAUGCUCAAGUUUGCCGAGCGAUUCAUCCACGGCAACCCGAACGCCUUUGCCAAUGCAGACACCGCCUAUGUCUUUGCCUACUCGGUCAUCAUGCUCAACACUGACGCGCACAAUCGACAGGUCAAGCAUAGGAUGACAUUGCAGGACUUUGUCAAGAACAACUCGGGCAUCGACGACGGCAAAAGUCUGCCGGAAGAGUAUCUGCGUUCUGUGUAUGACGAGAUCCAGACCAACGAGAUCAAGAUGAAGGACGAGGUGGCUGCUCCUGCGCCUGCAUCGUCUUCGUCGUCCGGUCUGGCGAAUGCCAUUGCUGGAGCGGGACGAGACCUGCAACGAGAAGCGUACGUGUUGCAGUCCGAGGGCAUGGCGAACAAGACCGAGGCGCUCUUCCGCACCAUGGUCCGCGCACAGCGACGCAUCGCGCCUCAGCAGCGUGCGGCCGCCGAGCAGUUCUUCUCCGCCUCGCACUUUGAGCACGUCAAGCCCAUGUUCGAGGUCGCUUGGAUGCCCUUCCUAGCCGGUAUCUCUGGUCCUCUGCAGGAGUCGGAUGACCCUGAUGUCGUCGAGAAGUCGCUCGAGGGCUUCCGAGACGCGAUCAAGAUUGUCUGUUUCUUCGGUCUCGAGCUGGAGCGAAACGCCUUUGUCACGACGCUGGCCAAGUUCACCUUCCUCAACAACCUGGGCGAGAUGAAGAGCAAGAAUGUCGAGGCGAUCAAGCUGCUGCUCGGUGUGGCGCACAGCGAGGGUAACUACCUCAGAGGCAGCUGGAGGGAAGUGCUGGCCUGUGUCAGCCAGCUGGAGCGCUUCCAGCUCAUCAGUGGCGGCAUGGACGGUCGACAACUGCCCGAUCUCGGCAGGCGCAUUUCUUCGGCCAACGCGGCAGCGGCUAACGGCAACAAGGCUCGACAGCCCUCGUUGCCCAACAACGAAGUCUUGCAGGCGGGCGGAUCUUCGGAAGUCACUGUCGCAGCCGACCGAGUCUUCUCAUCCAGCGGCUCGCUGUCCGGCACGGCGAUCGUCGACUUUGUGCAAGCGCUCUCCGACGUCUCGUGGGAAGAGAUCCAGUCCUUUGGCCUCAGCGAGCACCCACGCAUGUUCUCGCUGCAAAAGCUGGUCGAGAUCUCGUACUACAACAUGGGCCGUAUCCGACUGGAGUGGUCCAACAUCUGGGCCAUCCUCGGCGAGCACUUCAACAUGGUCUGCUGUCACCCCAAUGUGCACGUCUCCGCCUUUGGUCUGGACUCGCUUCGACAGCUCGCGAUGCACUUCCUCGAGAAGGAGGAGCUGCCCCACUUCAAAUUCCAGAAAGACUUCCUGAAGCCGUUCGAGAUCACCAUCCAGCGCAACAGGAACUCGGAAGCGAAAGAGAUGGUGCUGCAGUGUCUUGCGCAGAUGAUCCAGUCGAGGGCGGACAACAUUCGAUCCGGAUGGAGGACCAUGUUCGGCGUGUUCAGUGCUGCAGCCAAUGUGUCGUCCGAGCGGGUCUCGGCGCACGCCUUUGACCUCGUUCGCCAUCUCAACGCCAACCACUUGGGCGUCAUCAUCAUCAACGGCUCCUUUGCAGAUCUGUGCAUCUGCUUGACCCACUUCGCCAAGUCGAACAAGCAGAAGAUCAGUCUCAAGGCCACCGAGCUUCUGCGCGGGAUGGUGAAGGCGAUGCUCGACGCCAAGGAGUGCCCCAUUGAGGAAGGAGGCGAUCCCGGCCCCGCGGUCAGCACGCCCCUGACGGACGAUCCGAUGGUUCGCUUCUGGUUCCCGGUCCUCUUUGCCUUCCGCGACAUCAUCAUGACCGGAGAAGACCUCGAGGUCCGUCGCGUCGCGCUCGACAGCCUCUUCUCCAUCCUCAAGCGAUACGGCAAGUCCUUCCGUCCCGAUUUCUGGGACACCGUCUGCCAGGAAAUCCUCUUCCCUAUCUUCUCGGUCCUCCACUCGCGUCAGGACGUAGCGCGCUUCUCGAGCAACGAAGACAUGUCCGUCUGGCUCAGCACCACGCUCAUCCAAGCUCUUCGGAACUUGGUCGACCUGUGGACGUUCUACUUUGACACGCUCGAGCGGUUGCUACCCGGGCUGCUGGAACUGCUGUGCGCAUGCAUCUGCCAGGAGAACGACACGCUGGCGAGGAUCGGCACGAGCUGCCUGCAGAGUCUGCUGGAGAAGAACGUGCGGAAGCUCAGCGAGGAGAGGUGGGGAGCGGUGGUGGAUACGUUUGUGCAGUUGUUUAGGACGACGACGGCGCAUCAGCUGUUCGAUCCUGUGUUGCGGGCGGAUGGUAGCGGAACGAGUGCUGGGAGUCCGGCGGAGUCGCCCAGGGAUGUCGCGGGGGCCAAUGGGAACCCGCUCUCCCCUGCGGCUGACGCUUCGCGACAGGUCGGCGAGCCAGCAGCAGCGGCAGCAGUGCAACCGAUGUCCGGCUCGGAACGACGUCGCAUCUUCAAGCAGAUCAUCGUCAAGUGCGUCCUGCAACUGCUGCUCAUCGAAACGACCCAGGAGCUGUUGCAAAACGAAGAGGUGUAUCAGACCAUGCCUGCCGCUCAACUCCUCCGACUCACGUCCGUCCUCGAGGACUCGUACACCUUCUCGAAACGCUUCAACGCCGACAAAGACCUCCGUGUCGCACUGUGGAAGGUGGGGUUCAUGAAACAGCUCCCCAACCUGCUCAAGCAGGAAUCGUCCUCUGCCGCCACACUGGUGCACAUCCUCGUGCGCAUGCAUGGCGAUUCCCGACCGGCGCAUGUGGGGCUUCACACGCAGAUUCGCGACGAGCUCGUUCCUUUGGGCUACGAGAUCGUGUGCGGCUUCCUCCCGCUCGAUCCCGAGACCCAGGCGAGGAAUAUUGCUGCAUGGAGCCCUGUCGUCGGCGAAAUUUUUACAGGCAUCUGCACGUUCGAUGGCGAGGUGUUCACGCAACACAGCAAGGAGUUUUAUGCGCUCGCGGUGGAUCUGUUGUCCAAAGAACCGCUGCCAGGGGAGAUUGCAGAGGCGCUCAGGGUGUUCCUGUUCAAGGUGGGCGUGAGUAGAGGGAUGAUCGAUGUGGAGAAGGAGGCGGAGAGGAAGAGGAAGAUCGCAGACGGCAAGGAGAGGGAGAAGGUGUUGGGUGAGGGGAUGAGGAGGAGUAGCGGACCGCGGUCGCCUUAG
Messenger RNA from Kalmanozyma brasiliensis GHG001, 6054 nucleotides. Its product is annotated as Sec7 domain protein. Gene Ontology annotation, molecular function: guanyl-nucleotide exchange factor activity. Gene Ontology annotation, biological process: regulation of ARF protein signal transduction. The coding region runs from base 1 to 6054 and encodes 2017 amino acids. NCBI's taxonomy places the organism in Eukaryota, Fungi, Basidiomycota, Ustilaginomycetes, Ustilaginales. The record is from RefSeq and is a predicted model, not a curated record. The transcript has a single exon.